Messenger RNA from Tachysurus vachellii, 3369 nucleotides. RefSeq names its product sialoadhesin-like. The transcript has 15 exons. The record is from RefSeq and is a predicted model, not a curated record. Bases 167 to 3124 code for a protein of 985 amino acids. Lineage: Eukaryota; Metazoa; Chordata; Actinopteri; Siluriformes; Bagridae.
GUGAGCGUCAUGUAGUGGUAUGAACCACUGAUACACUUGACUUCUCAUGAAACAAACUACUCUAAUUAUUCAAGUAAAUGAGGAAGGAAACAAGUGAAUCUGCGUUCCAUUUCAGUGCAAACAACUGAACAGACGAGAGCUUUCUGGAAGAAAGGGUGAUGCAGCCAUGCUGAUUAGAAAAAUGCACUUUUCACUAGCGCUAAUUCUCGUGUUUAUGGCAGGAGUUCAGGCUCAGCAGAGUGUAACUUUCUCCUCUCAGAGUCUCUGUGUUGUUAUUGGAUCUACAGUAAAAAUCCCCUGUACAUUUACACCUGAUCACUCCAGAGUCACAGAGAGACAGUGGUAUCGAGUCCAGAGCUCUGAAGGAGAACCACAAGACCUGAGAAAAGAUCCAGAAUAUUCAGGACGUGUGCCUGUAAACACCGGGGGGUCUGACUGUAGUCUGACAGUGAGUAAUGUGAGAGUGAGUGACUCUGGAGUUUAUUACUUUAGAUUUAAAACACAGAGCAGUGACUGGAUAUCAGCUUCAUCUGGAGUUCAACUGACUGUUACAGACUUGCAGGUGAAGGUGGAUCCUAACACUGUAGGACAGAGUGAAGUGAAAGUGACCUGUAGCUCCACCUGCAGACUCAACACACGCCGUUUCUACUGGUACAGGAAUGACCAUGAUAUAAGUUACACAGAAGACUCCAUUGUACUUUACUCCACCAGUCAAUAUGAUGAAGGCAGCUACUCCUGUAAGGUGUAUGAGAGUACACACCGCUCUCCUCCAGUGUGUGUACUGGGUAAACAGUGUUGGGGUGUGACUUACACUCCUGAACGUGUGUGUGCUCUGAAUAACACAUCAGUUGAUCUUUCCUGCUCUUAUAAAUAUCCUGAAGGUCACAGAGUGAUAAAAUCUGUGUGGUUCAUUAAAGAGCAGGUUAAUGUUGAGCCUGAUAAUGUAAAAGAGGAUAAGGAGUAUAAGGGCCGAGUGCAGUACACACAGAGCUCCCAGAAUGACUGUAGACUGAGAAUCACUAACCUGAGAGAGAGAGACGCUCAAACAUACAGGUUCAGAUUCCACACUGAUGAUCCUACAGGAAAAUACACCGGAGAACCUGGAGUCUCUCUGUCUGUCACAGAUCUGAAGGUUACAGUAUCAGACUGGUACAGUAAUAAGAAGCUGAGCUGCAUCACCACCUGCACUCUGUCUAACAAACCCACUUACAUCUGGUACAAGAACAGACAGCGUGUUACUGACCAGGACAGAAAAGAACUGUAUGUCAGCAGUAAGGAGGCAGGCAGCUUCUCCUGUGCUGUAAGAGGACAUGAGGAACUUCGCUCUCCUGCUGUCUGUGUUCCUGAUGAGAAGAACUGCUGGAGUGUGACUUACUCCACUCAGACUAUCUGUGGUCUAAUUGGCUCAUCAGUGGACAUACACAGUUAUUUUACCUUCCCUAGUAAAUACAAGGUCAUGAAAAUGUUCUGGCUUAUUAAACAGCAGGCUAAUGUUGAGCCUGAGGAUGUAAAAGAGGAUAAGGAGUAUCAAGGCCAAGUGCAGUACAUACAGAGCUCCCAGAAUGACUGUAGUCUGAGAAUCACUAACCUGAGAGAGAGAGACGCUCAAACAUACAGGUUCAGAUUCCACACUGAUGAUCCUACAGGAAAAUACACCGGAGAACCUGGAGUCUCUCUGUCUGUCACAGAUCUGAAGGUUACAGUAACAGACUCGGAUAGCAGACAAAUCGAUCUGAGCUGCAUCACCACCUGCAGUCUGUCUAACAAACCCACUUACAUCUGGUACAAGAACGGACAGCGUGUGUCUGAGUGUAAAUCUGCCUCCUGCUCUGUAGCUGCAGUCGGUGGUGCGGUCAGUUACAGCUGUGCUGUUGAAGGCCAUGACAGUCUCCUCUCUCCUCCAGUGUAUUCCCCUAAAAACACCACAGCAGUGGUUCUUUCCUCUGGAGACACAGUGGAGGGGGAUUCAGUGACUCUGAGCUGUAGCAGUGAUGCAAACCCUCCUGUUCUCACCUACUCCUGGUUUAAACAGAGUUCAGCUGCAGACACACUGCUGAUAACAGGCCAGAAUUACAGCAUCAGUGAGAUCAGCUCCCAGCACAGAGGACUGUACUACUGCACUGCUCACAACCAGCUGGGACACCACAACUCUACACCAACACUCCUGGAUGUGUUGUAUUCUCCUAAAAACACCACAGCAGUGGUUCUUUCCUCUGGAGACACAGUAGAGGGGGAUUCAGUGACUCUGAGCUGUAGCAGUGAUGCAAACCCUCCUGUUCUCACCUACUCCUGGUUUAAACAGAGUUCAGCUGCAGACACACUGCUGAUAACAGCCCAGAAUUACAGCAUCAGUAACAUCAGCUCCCAGCACAGAGGACUGUACUACUGCACUGCUCACAACCAGCUGGGACACCACAACUCUACACCAACACACCUGGAUGUGUUCUACCCACCACGAAACCUAUCUGUGACCGUCAUUCGAUCCGUGUCUGGUGAUAUGGGCACUUUGUUGUGCACAAGUGACUCCAACCCCAACAGCUCUUACACAUGGUACAGGAAAACAAAAGAAGGUGUGAAAUUGAUCCAAAAUGGUACCACGUUACCUUUAUCCUCAAGAGAAGAUGGAUUUCACUACUGUACAGCAAGGAAUAGAUUUGGAUCAUCCAAUUCAUCAGAAUUGCCAUAUACAUCAGAUAGCAGUGCUGUGAAAUACGUGGUCUCUGGAUUCGCUAUUGCUUUGGUUAUAUUGGUCAUUGCUGUCAUUCUGUGGAUGAGGUUUUAUGGCACAUAUUCCAACAGGAGAAGAGCACCAGCACCAGCACCCACAGUCAGGAGUGAGGAGAACAACAAGAAUGACUCUGCUCCUGUAUAUGGUAAUGUCUCAGCCAUGACUUCUGACCCCACACAAACACCCUCACCAGAAGAUCAGGACACGGUUCUGUACUCCAGUGUUUUUUUCCAACCGAAGCACACACAGGAAGUGCCUCUCUACUUAACCGUUCAACUGCCAAAGGCUCUCAACCAGGAAGAGGAAGUAGAAUAUGCCACGGUGAACCUCAUCAAAUCAAGAGCUGAUCGGAAGGAUGAAAUCUACAGCAAUCUGUCUACAAAAACCAGUGAAUAAGAAGAGUCUAAAACGACCAUAAACUUAUAACCUGUUACUUUUUUUCCUCAAAAAGCUUAUUUAUGUAAGCAAAUUGUGUUAGUUUAGUUGAUGGCUUAGAAAUAUUAUGUAUAUAAAUAUUAUAUGUUUUAAACCUUAAAUUUAAAAGUACUGUAGCCGAUCAGUUUACUAAUUCCAAGUAUUAAGCAUUAUUGGUUAUUGCUGUUUUCACUGUUUUUAUUUAUUUUAUUAUUUGUUUUACCCAC